Mesorhabditis spiculigera is the source of this 1434-nucleotide messenger RNA. Lineage: Eukaryota; Metazoa; Nematoda; Chromadorea; Rhabditida; Rhabditidae. The record is from the annotation of a GenBank genome assembly.
AUGACGGUAGAGGCAACCGAGAGCGCCGUCCCUCACCUCGUCCUCACUGAAGAUAUCAAAGACUUAUCACGACUACUCGACGAGACAAAAGAGGUCCGACUAGAAGCCGACAAAUUACUCGACCCGCUCCCUGAAAUGCCGAUGGGUGGUGGCCUUCCUUUGGCUCUUCAUCAUGAUAUCUACGCCACAAUCAAGCACGAAAUUCCCUCGACAGCUGAUGAUGAUGUCAAGAAUAUCCCUACUGGGGUCCCUGAGGUCGAAUCCUUACUGCUGAUCGGAAAAGGCCCUAUCCAUGCUCUCGUUGUACAUCCCGAUUCGGGUCGAAAAUGGAACUGGAAGAACAUCAAAACAGCCAUGCCGGUCAGAAGCCCUUUGAAUGUGAUGUCUGCAAAGCUCGAUUCAACCGGCGCUCAACGUUAUGGAAUCACAAACGAAUCCAUUCGGACGCGAAACCUUGUCUGUACCGUAUGCCAAAUGACGUUUAAAUGGAAGAAUUCGCUGAAAUGUCACAAGGUCAGGAAUGGUGGAAUGGCUUUGACGUUAGUGCUUUUAGGAGAUGCAUUUGCGGAAAAUGAAUCGUCAACGGUGUUGGACAACGAUUUGCGGCAGCUAACAUAUGCAACAGCUGCCAAGAAACGAUUGAUCCAAAUGGUUGAAGAAGGGCAGCUUGAUGGUUCUGGAAGUGCCGUAUCAUCAGCCAUCCAUUCUCAGCCCCUCAUCACCACCGCGUCACCGAAAAAGAAGAAUGGAAAGGCUGAUCAACAUCCAGACAUCACUGAGCUCGGCCUCAAGGGAUGGAUGAACACCAACAUCACUGAUAUGGAUAACUGCCGAAACACGAACAUUCUUGGUUCGAUGGACGACACAAACGCGAUGCUCUCCAACCCCCUAUUCAGUGAUAUGAAACCGGAUUUGAAUCUUCUCCACCACCACCAAGAUAUUCAGUUCCAAUACCCAAAUAAUCUGCUGUCCUCCUCGAUGUCGGCCCAUUCUCCUCUCAAUGUACAGUUGCCGUUGAAUUUAAUGAAUAUCAAUCGAAUCAACGGCUUGCACAGUCCCCAACAAUUGCCUUCCGUCCAUCAUCUCUCCUCUACCUCUCUGGCUAAUGGUGUCGUCCUCCCAAUGGAAUACCCCUCCCACGAUUCUAUCGUUUCUUCUGUUGGCCAUCCACAAUAUAUCGUCACCCCGCCAUCUGAUAUUAUGCUCUCACAUUCGGCCCUCGCCUAUCCAUCUCAAGGGGGAUUCCCAUUGCAGCUGAUGGACAAUGGAUGCAAUCCUCUACCCGGAUGCUCCGAAUACGCGCCAAAUUUCGACUACGGCAGCGGGUUGAUGGGUGGUCAAUAUCAGUUGAGUGAUGAUCAAAUGAGUCUGGCUCCUCAGCAACAAGAUUCGAUUCUCAAUGAUGAGACCAAAUGCCUACCGUAUGAUCAAUGG